Messenger RNA from Haliaeetus leucocephalus (bald eagle), 1182 nucleotides. RefSeq lists its product as uncharacterized. The record is from RefSeq and is a predicted model, not a curated record. Bases 4 to 225 code for a protein of 73 amino acids. NCBI's taxonomy places the organism in Eukaryota, Metazoa, Chordata, Aves, Accipitriformes, Accipitridae. The transcript is spliced from 3 exons.
UAUAUGGCGGCGGUUCUGUCCGCCCUGGCUGCCAGGCUCUCCCAGUCGGCCGCGGCCAGGUCCUACGGGGUGUUCUGCAAGGGGCUGACCAGGACCCUCCUCAUCUUCUUCGACCUGGCCUGGAAGCUCCGCAUCAACUUCCCCUACCUCUACAUCGUCGCCUCCAUGAUGCUCAACGUGCGGCUGCAGGUCAUUUUGCCAGAAACAUGGGAUGAGAAGAUGUGAACUACAACGUGACACAAGAGGCAACAUAGGUUUGGAGUCUUCUAUACAUGCUGAGUUCUGGAAAAGCCUUACAGAUGGGAAUAAAGAGCAAGGGCAUGAUUUUGUUAGUCAUGAGAAUUUAGCUGUGCUCAUUAUCCAUCUUCUACUGAAAUGGUUUCUCUUCUAGCAGGAAUACCAGAAUGCAGGCCUUACCAGGCCAGAGAGGAGAAAACAUCCUUGCAGAAAAGAAUUAAUUUGUUUUCAGCUGGUACAAUAACUGAACUAAAUAUCCCAGAUUCUCAUGCUUUUGAAGUGUUCUCAGUCAACAGCAGAUUUAAAAAACUUUUAGGUGAAAAGUCUUUCAGGUAUAAAUGUACUGUUACUUCCUAGAGCUUUUGAUUUUUCCCCACAAACAUAUAAGGAAAUGGAGAAUAUAUUCUGUUAAAAAAAAAAAAAAAAUUCUUUAUCCAGUGUGAAAAUGUUGAGCAGUACGCAUUUACUUGAGUAGCUUUGCAGAUUAAAAUUGUGCAGUAGAUAUUUUAAAUGUGAAUCAUUUUUCUAUAAAACAUGCCUUAAUAGUUCUGCUAUUUUGAAAACAAAAGAUUUGCUUUCAAAAUAUAUCUUCACCAUCUUUGUUUAAUUUUGGCUAUUUGGAAAUUUUCUGCAUCCUGCUGAAUGGCACACCUGAUGCAGACAUCCUUAGAGGAGACCUUGCAUCUGUACAACUGAGAUUUCUGGUAUUUGAAAAUAUAUUGAAGCUUUUAAAGAUACACAUAAAAAAAGGAAACAAAAAAGCUUUAAUUGAAUUACUUUAUAGGACAUUACUUUUUCAAAUGUGUCUAUUGUAUUUUGUACACUAAGUCAAUUUUUUUUUACAUUACAUUGCUUGUUUUAUCUGAAGCAUGGCAAUUUGCCAACCUUAGCUUUUAGUGAUAAAUUCUCCUAUACAAAGCAGAAGUUUUUAUAUCUGAGACCAUU